AUGGUCGGACGGUGGAUGAAGCAAACGUGGACAAGUGGAAUAAAUAAACACAAGAAAACCGGCUCUGGUCGUACAGCAUUUUAUCCAGAAGCAGAACAAAAGUUAUAUGACUGGAUUAUCGCACAACGAAAACAAGGAAUAGCCGUAAAUUAUGUAGACAUGCGAGCUAAAAUGUUGGAAAUUCUACGAAAACCAGAUAUAAUUUUUCUGUAUGGUGACUCAGCUGAGUGUUGUAGAGUGUCAAGUCGUUGGAUAUCUGCAUUUAUGAAAAGAUAUAAGCUAUCGUUACGACGAUCGACGAAAAUAUCACAAAAACUUCCUGCGCACACUCAUGCAUUGUUACAAAACUUUAAUCAAUUUGUUAACAAUCUUAGAGCAACAAAGUCUUUCGAACUGCAUAAUAUUUUUAACAUGGAUGAAACGCCUGUCUGGUUUGAUAUGGCUGGAAAUUUUACUGUAAAUCCAAAGGGUGAAAAAACAGUUCACAUUCGUGGAACGGGUAAUGAAAAAAGUCGGUUCACAGUUGUAUUGACAUGUGCCGCAGCUGGUCUAACCAGUAUUUGCCAACCCCUUGAUGUUGCAAUCAACAAACCCUUUAAAGAUAACCUUCGCAAGGAAUGGCAUCUUUGGAUGGCUAGUGGUGGUGCUGGAGAAACUGCAGCAGGAAAUCUUCGUCGUGCUAGGAUCAGCGAUGUGUGUGGUUGGGUCAAGC
Paraglomus occultum is the source of this 712-nucleotide messenger RNA. The record is from the annotation of a GenBank genome assembly. NCBI's taxonomy places the organism in Eukaryota, Fungi, Glomeromycota, Glomeromycetes, Paraglomerales, Paraglomeraceae.